Messenger RNA from Trichoplusia ni (cabbage looper), 2882 nucleotides. RefSeq names its product protein RCC2 homolog. The record is from RefSeq and is a predicted model, not a curated record. NCBI's taxonomy places the organism in Eukaryota, Metazoa, Arthropoda, Insecta, Lepidoptera, Noctuidae.
UACCAAGAGGCAGUAUGACAAAGGACGGCAAGCUGCUGCCGUACAGGCACCUCCAGCCGCGCAACAGUCGCGCCAACCGUCAGAAGAAACAGAAGAAGCACGUUUCUGAAGACGAGGAGAGCGACGACUCCACUGUGGAGGAGCAGCCGCGCGAGGAACAGAGGACCCCCUCCCCCAUGCUCGAAGAACCCACCAUGAAGCUGCCAGAGGAAGUGCUUCGAGCUCUGUACAAGACGCCCGGUAUUCUGAUGAUCGCGGGGCUCGUCUCGUGGGACCUGGUCGCCCGUCGUGACAACAACCCAACCAAACGCACUCACCCCAACCUCUAUACCUUCCACAAGUUCACUGAUCGAAAGUAUCGUUUUAUCGCCAGCAGCUGCUCGGCUGGCCACUCGGUGCUGGUCGAUGAGAACGGCGAAGUCUACACUUUCGGCCGCAACACGUGCGGCCAACUCGGUUUCGGCGACACGGUGACCCGCAACGUGCCCGAGCCGGUGCCCGCGCUCAAGGGCAAGAACAUCAUCCACGCCGCCGUCGGCAGGCAUCACACGCUCUUCGUUACAGAUACGGGCACUGUGUACGCGUGCGGCGACAACAAGUGCGGUCAGUGCGGCAUCGGGAACACGACGCCGCAGGUGCUCAAGCCGACACGCGUGCGAUACAACGGGGCCCCGGUCAUCAAGGUGGGCUGCGGCGCCGAGUUCUCCAUGAUACUCGACUGCAACGGACAUCUGCACUCGUUCGGACUGCCCGAGUACGGACAGCUUGGUCACAACACCGACGGUAAAUACUUCGUAACGUCGACGAAGCUCUCGUUCCACUUCGAGACCGUUCCGAAGCACGUCGCUCACUUCUUCGAGAAGUCCAAAGACGGACACGUGAACGCCGUCAAGGACGUCGAGAUCGUCGACUUCUCGUGCGGGAAUAAUCAUACUGUCGCUAUUGACUCCAAGAAGCGCGCCUACAGCUGGGGUUUCGGCGGUUUCGGGCGCCUCGGUCACGCCGAACAGAAGGACGAGAGCGUUCCGCGCAUGAUCAAGUACUUCGACACUCAGUCGCGCGGAGUGAGGUCCGUCCACUGCGGCGGCACCUACAGCCUCGCCGUCAACGAACUAGGUGGGCUGUUCAUGUUCGGUCAGACGAAGCGUACGGGUGAGGCCAACAUGUAUCCGAAACCAGUGCAGGACUUGAGUGGCUGGAACAUCCGCAGCAUCGGCACCAGCAACACUUCCAUCGUGAUCGCUGCGGACGACUCGCUCGUCGCCUGGGGGGUCUCGCCCACAUACGGAGAACUCGGUACUGGCGACAUCAACAAAUCCACAGCUCGACCCAAGGAGGUGACUCGUAUGGACGGUCUCAACAUUACCCAGGUCACGAUGGGCUACUCCCACACCCUGCUCCUGUGUGACGACACCGGCGAGGAGGUCACCGCCAAGCUCGCCUCCAUGCCCACCUUCAACCCCUAAGCCCACACCCCACAGCUGGACUCAGCGUGGGCUCCUACCGUGAACAGUAACGAUACAGUUUCAAUAGCCAAGAGACGACAUGUAUUACAGUUACGCUCUGAUAAACAAGUGGUAUUUGUGUAAGCGGUGGUUUCUUUAUAAAAAGCUUGUAUGUUCAGAGAUGUCAAGUCGAAUACUUCAAGGUCACGGGACUUGUCAUCUUCAUGCAUUUGAGUGUUCUAGAAGUUGUCGGUUGUAGACAUGUCACUUGGUUAGAAAGAUUAAUCUCCUAUAGUCUGCGUCAUAGUGUACCUUUCUAUACACAUGUACUGGUCUGCAGUGCGAGUUGACGUUAGACUGCGUUUUGUAUUUGUUUCAACAGACCCCCUAACGCAUUUUAAUACUUAGUUUUCUAUGGGUAAGGCCUAGAACUAACGAUCUUGUUUCCAGUGAUGUUAUAAACUUCAAUUAUAAGAAGUAUCCCUCCCCCCCUCCCAAGCCACGUGUUUAGUUUUUGUGGGUGAGUCUGCAUACAAAGGACUUAAGCCUGUGAUUUUUAUAUAAAAAAAAUCAUGGUUUAAGUUUUAUAAGUAUUGUUUCUAGAUGGUAACAAGUCUCUCCAAUAAAGUUCUCCUAUAUAUUUAGCCAAUUUCUUGUUAAUUAUUAACUGUUUUAAGGAAACUGUUUUAAUAUUUUCGAACAGUACGAAAUUGCACGCUGACGUCAUCGGGACUGAAACAAACCAUGUGUAUAGUAAGCGUCGUAUAUGUAGCGGCUAUAGGAGAUGACGCGUUGAAACAAACCUUGUGAACUCUGUUACUUUGUAAGUCGACGGGUUUUAGUAAACUGUCGAUGGAUUGUGAAUUCAAGUUGUUAUGGUAAUAGAAGAAAUAACAAGUAUAUUGAGAUUUAAAUAUUACACAAGUUACAAAACAAUGGCGCAAUGAUAUUCGUACGAAGUUGUAAUUGCGCUAUUGACAGUCAAAUCACUGUCCCGUACUUGUGAUUACGUGAAAUAGAGCAAUCUUCCUUUAAUAUAUACCUUUCUUCAAAUCUCUUAAUAAAAAAUAUCGAAGGAGUAAAGGAAAUACCAUUGUAAUAUUGUAAUUCACAAUUUAUCAACAGUAAUGACUUAUAAACUAACAAAAUUCACAAUUAUUCAUGACUAGAGUAAAUACAAACGCACGAAUCGAUUCAUAAACUAUAUUUUAUCUGAUAUCUCGCUCGCACUCAUAGGCAAAAAUAAAAUAUCAAAUUUCUGUCCCGAAACAUCGGUGCGAACCGGUUUCGUUUACGUAAGAGUCGAAAUACAAAUCAGACCAAGAACAAACCGACAUUUCGGAGGCAUUACUGGUAUACCGCAGGUCGUGGGUUCGAUUCCCACCCAGGACAAAUGUGAUGUGAUGAUCACGAUCAUUUUUUCUGUGUCUGGGUGUA